UAGAGAACAUGGGUUUUUAUAAAGAAGAGAUAGAGAGAGCGAACAAAGAAAGGAUGUUAGCGGAGAUGGAUGCGAGAAAAAGAAAACUCCAGGAUAGAGAGAAAGGGAUAACAUAUGUUAAUAAAUCUCCUUUCUUCAGACGGGGAGUGGACAUUAAUGAAGAUACAAAUAAGGAUGAUAAUCGUAUCUGGGAUUACAUCCGCAACGAUGAAGGGUUAAUACAUAUGUUACAUGGGGAUUCAAGCCGAAAGGAGACGAUGAAAAUAAAUCUGAGAGAGCGAGGAAAGGCAUGGGCGGAGGGCUUUACUAAUGAAGAAUAUAGAGCAAACCCAAGAGCAGAGGAGCUACUCUACAGGAGCAGUGCAUAUGUUGAGGCAACUCGAAGAAUGUUUAAGACAUUGAGCGUAGGGGCCCUGGUGAUUGAUCGAAUUAUAGACUGCUGGGCUGAGGUGCUGAACUAUGAAGAAAAAUUCAAAGCACCAGGGUCGACCAACCGUUUGUUUAUGGGGACGAGAGUAGUUGUGAGUUAUUUUUUAAUAGCCAUAAAUUGUUUAUGUGCGAUGAAGCAUGAUAUAAUUAAUGCCAAUUGAAUUGUCUUUCAGUUUGAGUGGAUGCUGCUUGAUCAAGAGAUGCACCAUGAGAAACGUAUGGACAGGUUUAGAAAGAAUAUGCA
Molecule: messenger RNA, 673 nt
Organism: Helianthus annuus (common sunflower)
Lineage: Eukaryota; Viridiplantae; Streptophyta; Magnoliopsida; Asterales; Asteraceae
Exons: 3
Coding region: 9-590 (193 amino acids)
Source: RefSeq, a predicted model, not a curated record